AUGAAGAAGAUGAGCACGGCCUCCACGGCUUCUCUACUUUCUCUCCUUUUACUACUCAUUCUCUGUCUCUUCUUAUUUCCUCUUCAAUCCCUCUCUAAAUCCGAUCAUCUUUGCAAAGCAUGGCUUGUUCAGUCAAUCCCAACAGACAUGCCCGACCUCCCUCGUGUCGCCGGUGUUCUUUCUACUGCCGACGUUUUGCGGUGGUUGGCUGGAAACUCUACCCAGAAUUUGGACAUAAUCGCGCAGUACUGGCAGCUUAUAGCACAACCGGAAGAUACUCGGUCGGGAGAUUAUGGAUUCUCUAAAGAGGAUUUGGAGAGGUUCGGUGCUAACGAAGGCUUCCAAGUUUAUAAGUCCAUCGAAAAUGCCGCUGAUCGCAAUGUCAAUGUCAGGAUCUUACAGCAUUCUGGAGUCUAUCCUGAUUAUACCAGUGAAUCAUCAAACCUUGCUUCAGGGAGAUCAAAUGUUGAGAAUAUUACCUUAUUGCUUAGUGACUGGUGGGGAUCUGGUAUUGUUCAUACAAAAGUCUGGAUAUCAGAUAGUAAAGACGUCUACAUUGGAUCUGCAAACAAUGACUGGAAAUCUCUCACUCAGGUGAAAGAAGCGGGAGUUUAUCUUGUUGGUUGUCCAAUGAUAGCAAAGAAGGUGGAGAUCUACUUCAACAACCUACGGAAACUUUCAUCUCUGAAUUCUUCAGCUUACACAAAAACAGUAUGGGAUCAAGAGUGGCAGGCUGAAAGAAAAGUUCCUUGUUGGUCACAUUUUGUCCAUUUUGAAGAGAGAUGCAGAUCACCUCUUCUUCAUUAUGUGGAGGUUCCCCAUGUAGUUGGCUACCCAAUCCUGUCAGACCCCUCCAUGUUUCGUACUCCAAUCAACACUCCUGGAUACAAUAAUCAAACCUCAAAGCAUGAGUCCAGCUACCUAUCUUUUGCUCCUCCAGAGCUGUCAUUUGGUAAGUACCAAGCAGAUGAACAGGCAUGGGUAGACACAAUAAAAUCUGUGGGGACUGGGGCAACUGUUAGAAUUAAUACCAUGGACUGGCUUGGUCAAUCUCAAUACUUGAAGCAAACUGUUUAUUGGGCAUCCCUUUCAUCUGCAAUAUCAGAGGUGAUCUUCUCCAAGCAUGCAACUGUCAAGAUACUAGUGGCAUAUUGGACGCAUAUUAUCCCCAACACAGAUCAGUAUCUAAAGUCCCUUCUGUACUCCAAUGCCCUCUGUGCAUCUUCGAAGUACAACAAAUGUGCGGGUAAAGUAGAGAUCAAGUACUACAUGGUGCCAGGUUUCAAUAGGACUGGAGCCGCCACAAUUAAUGGUACCAGCACAGGCAACAGUUAUCCUGGUUACUCAAGGGUGAACCAUGGAAAAUAUGCAGUCAGUGAUGUGAGGGCACACAUUGGAACCAGCAAUCUUGUUUGGGAUUACUUCUAUACGACAGCAGGUGUGAGCUUUGGGACAUACAAUCUUGCCAUAGUCUCACAGCUUCAGGAAAUUUUUGAUGCAGAUUGGAACUCCCCUUACACAGUUCCAGUUGAACCAUUAGAUGGACCCAUGGUUUAUUCAAGCCAAUAAACUCUUGAGGAGUCAUCUAAGCUAGCAACGAGAGAAUUUUUUACAGCAAAUGGCUGCAAAUGUCUUUCCAGCCAUAGAGGUUUUAAGAUAGGCAUCGAAUUGAGCAUCAUAACCUGACUGAUUACAUGUACUUUUGUUAUCUCUAGUAACUUGGAAUUCAUUUUAUUUUAUUU
Messenger RNA from Telopea speciosissima, 1742 nucleotides. Its product is annotated as phospholipase D Y-like. NCBI's taxonomy places the organism in Eukaryota, Viridiplantae, Streptophyta, Magnoliopsida, Proteales, Proteaceae. Gene Ontology annotation, molecular function: catalytic activity. The record is from RefSeq and is a predicted model, not a curated record. The transcript is spliced from 7 exons. Bases 1 to 1569 code for a protein of 522 amino acids.